AUGUCGAACCAAUAUAUCCUCAGAAUCACCCGCGAGCUGGGCGAGAUUCAAAAGGGUUCCGACCUCUCCCUUGCAGUAGCAUGCCGGGACAUCGACGUCAGGCAUGUGCGGGCGCUGAUUAUCGGCCCCCCGGACACGCCGUAUGAGUUUGGGUUCUUCGAAUUUGCUGUCAAGUUCACACGCGAAUAUCCGACCAAGGCACCGACUGUCACCGCCAUUACUACAAAUGGAGGGCGCACGCGCUUUAAUCCCAACAUCUAUGCUGGAGGCAAGGUGUGCUUGUCGAUAUUGGGAACAUGGCGGGGCGAACGCGGUGAAGAGUGGUCGUCUGCGCAAGGCCUCGAAUCGAUCCUCAUCUCCAUCCAGAGCUUGAUGUCCACAAACCCCUACGAGAAUGAACCAGGCUUCGAGGACGCACACUCAGACUAUGAUAAGAAGAACCAAGAGUCAUAUGUCGCGAAGAUCCGACACGAGUCGUUGCGCAUCUCCGUCAUCGAGCGCUUAGAGGAGUACUUGGGCAUCCACCAGACCCGCCCCGGUGUCACUGUAUACAAUGCCGAAGAGGACUAUCAAGCGGGCCGCGAGGAUGUGCCGUUCGAGCCUUUCAAGGACCUUUGCAAGCGGCGGUUCCUAUGGUAUUACCCGUCCUAUCUAGCCCGUGUCGACGAGGCGGCCAAGACACACAAGGACGGUGAUAGAUUCGAGAAGAUGCCAUUUGAGGGCCCUGGAAACACCAUGGAAGGUACCUAUGACUACACGGGUCUGCGGAAGCGUCUCGUGACCAUAUUCGAAAGAUUGAACAAGGAAAUGGAAGGCUGGGCCAUGGAGGGCAUGGCUGCUGUGCGCAAGGAGAUGAGCAUUGCCAGCAAUCUCCAGCGUCAGUAUGAGCAAAUAUUGGAGAAUUAUAAAAAGAACGACGCCGUCACGCUAGACCUGGACCUCGUGGACAAGAACCCGUUUGUCUGGCAAUUGAUACUCUUUGGUAGACCGAUGACGAACCUCGAUGGUGGCAUCUUCAAGAUUAUGCUCUACAUUAGUCCGAGGUUUCCAGAUGUUCUACCGCGCGUCAAGUUCGAGACGCCCAUCUUCCACCACCGCGUAUCUCCUGACGGCAUAUUGUGCUACGACGCUGCACGCAAAGACGACAUGCGAUCACACAUCGAGGCCAUUAUUGCUGCAAUCGAAGAGGAAUCGCCAGCCUACGAUCCCCGCACACUUGUUAACCCAGAAGCCGCGAAAUUGUACUGGGGCACCCCAGAAGAGAAGAAGAUAUACAACCGACGCUUGAGGCGGUCUGUUCAGGAUAGCGCCGAGAAUAGUUUCUAG
Plenodomus lingam JN3 is the source of this 1326-nucleotide messenger RNA. RefSeq lists its product as uncharacterized. The record is from RefSeq and is a predicted model, not a curated record. Lineage: Eukaryota; Fungi; Ascomycota; Dothideomycetes; Pleosporales; Leptosphaeriaceae.